CAUAUGUAUCUCAGUAUUAUUUUGUGUCUUUCAGAAUGGACACCUUCCCGAAGUGUUCCGUCUGUCAUAAUGAGUUUACACUGAAAGGUCCAGUCCCCUUCUUACUGCCCUGUCUACACGCCGUGUGUGAGAAGUGUGUGACAUCUGCGGCUGGCGGUGUGAUAUCAUGCUCUACAUGUCAGAGGGAGGUCAACCUCACAGACACAAGUCUCCAGAAAAAUGCAGUCAGACAGAAGGAAAUAUUCCACCUGACAGUCAAACAUCGCCCCACAGAGCUCCUCUGUACACAUGAAGAUGACGGGAACCAGGCUGUGUGUUGGUGUCAGGGGUGUGAAGAGUUCCUCUGUGAAUACUGCCAGAACAUGCACAGCAGCUUCAAACUUUCAAGAAAUCAUGCUGUGCACAACUUUGGGGAUAUAACCCCGCAAAACCUUGAAAAUGGAACCCAUUGCAGCAUUCACGAACGGUAUCCACUUGAUUUGUUUGACAAAAGCUGCAACAUGUGUAUCUGUUCCCAAUGUAGGAGAGGAAAGCACGCUGAUCACGAGGUUGGUUACCUGGAUGAAGCUGCUGAAGAAGUUACACAGCGGAUUGAACAACACGGGAAAGAUCUGUCGGCGUUACUGUCUCGUCAGCAAACACACCUUCAGAGUAUCAGACAAGAUACACAGUUGGCCAACAGGACACAGGACACAUUGAGGAAGACAAUAGAACAUACCUUCCGGUCUUUGAGAUCACAACUUGACCAGAGGGAGAAGGAACUCCUGAUUGAUCUUGAAUGCCAGACGAGGGACACCAAGGCAACUCUACAUGCUCUUGAAGCCUCAUGUGAAGAGCAUCAUGCAAGAUGCACCGACAUUUCAGGUUACAUACAAAAAUGUCUUCUCUAUGCUUCAACAUCGGUCCUGCUGCAGCUGGAGACCACUGUUGAGGGGAUGACUCGGACCUGCCUAGAAACUCCUUCACCUGAAACACAUGAUGUACCUGAAGCUGUCUUCAACACCAAUGGCUUGUCCAAACUGAAAUCAGAUAUGUCUGGAUUUGGUAACAUCACUACCUUGACAGAAGAUUCAGAAGAGGUCACACCUGAGGAUAAGCAAACACAAACUAAUGAUGACUAUUUGGUGGACCUGGAACAGAAACACAAAAUGGAGCUUGCAAAGCUGAAGUCAAAUAUUGCUUCAGACAAUGAAAGAACUGAACAACUUCAGCAGCUAACAGACAAGUUGAAUGCCGAAGCAAACAACAUGAAAUUGAUGCUAGCUGAGAAAGAUAUAACCUGCCAGGUCGCCUCAGAAACCAUUCAUCAUCUGCAAACAUUCCUGAUUGAUUUCCCAACUGAAGGCUGUGUUCAUCUGCUGAAGAUAGGUGUAGCAGACAGACGCAUGGUCCUGCAUUGUUUACGCCUGAAGUAUGACAAAGACAGAGCCAAUCUUCAAAAAGUCCACAUCAACACAGAAGGACACCUGAUCAACAGGAAGUCGGGCAUCAGACCUGCAGUGAAGGGGAGACUGAUGGAGUACAGUGGCACAUGUAGCACUGUCCCCCUCCCCCGGGCUGGCUGUCCCCAGUACUGGGAGAUGAAAUCUCGGGUCUGCCUGGAUAAAACACUCCCAGAGGACUUGCUCAUUCUGGAGGUUGGUGUGUGCCAGGAGGAGCGGAGGGACGUGUGUCAUUGUAUCGGUGGACGUCCCGCCUCCUACAGCAUGUCCGUCGUCCACUGUACUACACACGGCGGGAUAUGCAGGACGACAUGGAUGGGGAUGACGUAUUUUGUGGGGAUGUAUCUACCUUGUCUGCCUGACACUCUCCCCAAUUCAGCAGGGGCAUCACACACACUACAUUACGGUGUCGCCUAUGAUGACGCCAGGGAGAAGAUUGUCUUCAUUGAUGUGAAGGAGAAUAAAGUGAUAUCAACGAUAGACAUUGUAGACUCUAGUCAGCCACUGUGGCCGAUGUUCGGGGUGUAUAACCCAGGCGACGUCACUGUCAGCAUGACACUUGUAGUGGGCAGCGACAUCAACAUGACAGAGGAGAAGAAAGCAAUGAUUGUCAAGGCACUGUUGUGAUGGUGACAAUGAUUGUCAAGGCACUGUCAUGAUGGUGACAAUGAUUGUCAAGGCACUGUUGUGAUGGUGGCAAUGGUUGUCAAGGCACUGUCGUGAUGG
This is a messenger RNA of Haliotis rufescens (red abalone), 2168 nucleotides long. RefSeq lists its product as uncharacterized. NCBI's taxonomy places the organism in Eukaryota, Metazoa, Mollusca, Gastropoda, Lepetellida, Haliotidae. Gene Ontology annotation, molecular function: zinc ion binding. The transcript has 6 exons. The record is from RefSeq and is a predicted model, not a curated record. The coding region runs from base 36 to 2069 and encodes 677 amino acids.